AUGCCAUCAAUCCAAUUCAAAAAUUCUGCUUCCGCCAAGGAGGACGCUGCGAAGGCUGCUCCGAUUGAGGCCUUCACUCCGGUUCCCACUGCACCGGCUCCAACUCCGAUUUCCACUCCUGCGCCGGCUCCAACUCCAGAGCCAUUUGUUCUUCCACAAUUGCGCAAGAACAAGUACAACAUCCAAAUCGAGUGGGUCCGUCACUCACGUCUCGCGUGCACCGUCUAUCUCUUCAUCGGUAUCAUGUUGACCGCCUACUACUCUGCCGCCUUCCUCACCCAAUAUGGAACUUUCGACCGUAUCGUUGACAUCAAGCCGGUGCCAAUCCUCUCGGAGUCCAUUUUGACUCGUGUCGUCAUGGCGGAAUGGCUCCUUCUCGCCGCUGUCUUGCUCCUUGGAAUGGGAGUCUUCCGCCGCAUUUUUAUGCCUCUCUACAUCUAUCUCGCUGUCAUGGCCACCAACGGGACCCUCAUUCUGUUCGUGGUGAAAUUCAAGCAAUUCACCGAGGGAAAGAUCCCCCAUGAUGACCUCUCACUCAACCUCGUCGGCAUUCUCCUCGUCACCGCCACCGCUCACAACCUCGUCUAUCUCUACGCGAUGCAUCUUCAUCUCAGCACCCACCACUACUACCGCAUCAGACGUGUCCCUGCCCCAGCUGCUCAGGAGAAGAAUGACCUUCCAUAA
Molecule: messenger RNA, 684 nt
Organism: Caenorhabditis remanei
Lineage: Eukaryota; Metazoa; Nematoda; Chromadorea; Rhabditida; Rhabditidae
Exons: 3
Coding region: 1-684 (227 amino acids)
Source: RefSeq, a predicted model, not a curated record